UUUCUGACCUUGUGUCCCCCCGCCUCGCCCUACACCAAGUUUUGGGAAGUGAUCAGCGACGAGCAUGGGAUCGACCCGGCCGGAGGUUACGUGGGCGAUUCGGCGCUGCAACUGGAGAGAAUCAACGUCUACUACAAUGAGUCAUCGUCUCAGAAAUAUGUGCCCAGGGCCGCCCUGGUGGAUUUGGAGCCAGGCACCAUGGACAGUGUGCGGUCUGGGCCUUUUGGGCAGCUUUUCCGGCCUGACAACUUCAUCUUCGGACAAACUGGUGCCGGCAACAACUGGGCGAAGGGGCACUACACAGAAGGGGCAGAGCUGCUGGUUGAUUCACUCCUGGACAUAUUGCGAAAGGAGUGUGAGCACUGUGACUGCCUGCAGGGCUUCCAGCUGACCCACUCCCUGGGUGGAGGAACAGGGUCAGGCAUGGGCACGCUGCUUAUCAGCAAAAUCCGAGAGGAGUAUCCUGACAGGAUCAUGAACACCUUCAGCGUGAUGCCCUCCCCCAAGGUCUCGGACACCGUGGUGGAGCCCUACAACGCCACCCUGUCGGUCCACCAACUGGUGGAGAACACAGAUGAGACGUACUGCAUCGACAAUGAGGCCCUGUACGACAUCUGCUUCCGCACCCUGAAGCUCACCACGCCAACCUAUGGGGACCUCAACCAUCUGGUGUCAGCCACCAUGAGUGGGGUCACCACCUCACUACGCUUCCCAGGCCAGCUCAAUGCUGACCUCCGCAAGCUCGCUGUAAACAUGGUCCCUUUCCCUCGCCUACACUUCUUCAUGCCUGGCUUUGCCCCGCUGACUGCCAGAGGCAGUCAGCAAUACCGGGCCCUCACGGUGCCAGAACUGACUCAGCAGAUGUUUGAUGCUAAGAACAUGAUGGCAGCCUGUGAUCCAAGACAUGGGCGCUACCUGACAGUGGCCACCGUUUUCCGGGGCCCCAUGUCCAUGAAGGAGGUGGAUGAGCAGAUGCUGGCUAUCCAGAACAAGAACAGCAGCUACUUCGUGGAGUGGAUCCCCAACAAUGUCAAGGUGGCCGUGUGUGACAUCCCUCCUCGGGGCCUCAAGAUGGCCUCCACCUUCAUUGGCAACAGUACGGCCAUCCAGGAGCUGUUCAAACGCAUCUCUGAGCAGUUUUCUGCCAUGUUCCGCCGCAAGGCCUUCCUGCACUGGUUUACUGGAGAGGGCAUGGAUGAAAUGGAGUUCACAGAAGCAGAGAGCAACAUGAAUGACCUGGUGUCGGAGUAUCAGCAGUAUCAGGAAGCUACGGCCAAUGAUGGCGAAGAAGCUUUUGAAGAUGAUGAAGAGGAGAUCAAUGAAUAGAGGAGCGUCCCUGUCUCAGAUACAAUUCAGAUGUUCUUUCUUUAACUCUGGUGUCUUAACUCUAAUGGCCACCGAAUGGUGUGCUUGUCUAAAUAUAUGGGUACAGGCCCUCCUAAAUGCAAUAAAAUUGUAGUUUUGGUCAUCUGGAAUAAAGUACAUUAAAUAGAGAAUUGGCAGUCUUACCCAGUCAGAUCAGACUAGGAAGAUAAUUCUAUUGGAGGACUUGGAAGAACUAAUGUGCCAUCAAUAAAGGGCUAAAUAAACCACGCCUUCUAUAAAGUGUUCAACCAUGUCUGAAAAUUAGCAGAGAAGUUAGAAAGUUUUCAUUCUUUGUGAUGAAACCUGAAGCUGAGCAUUUUGCCUGACAUCAUAUAUGCAGUAUUAAACUUUGAAACAAUUUAGUCACAAUAAAACCUUUCCCUUGUCUCUUCCA
Molecule: messenger RNA, 1759 nt
Organism: Pteropus alecto (black flying fox)
Lineage: Eukaryota; Metazoa; Chordata; Mammalia; Chiroptera; Pteropodidae
Gene: TUBB6
Product: tubulin beta 6 class V
Exons: 4
Coding region: 199-1326 (375 amino acids)
Biological process (GO): mitotic cell cycle; microtubule cytoskeleton organization
Cellular component (GO): microtubule; cytoplasm
Molecular function (GO): GTP binding; GTPase activity; structural constituent of cytoskeleton
Source: RefSeq, a predicted model, not a curated record